UCGUUUCUUCACCAGUCACUUGCUUGUUUGUCUGACUGAUUCUCUCUGCCUGCCUCUCCUCAGACUGACGAUGGCUGAAGCCCAGCCGUGUGGAUUACAGGAUGAAUUCACCUGCUCGGUGUGUCUGCACACCCUGACUGACCCUGUCACCAUCCCCUGUGGACAUAAUUUCUGUCUGAAGUGCCUAACAGACUACUGGGAUCAGAGCCAAGUGUACAGCUGUCCUCAGUGCAGACACACCUUCACCACAAGGCCUGAGCUGAACAGAAACACACUGCUGAAUGAAGUCAUCAAGAAAUUUAAGAGACCAAGACUCAGUCCUCAUUCUUCUCAAAGUUUUGGCCCUGGAGACGUAGAGUGUGACUUCUGUACUGGGAAGUUCAGAGCGGUGAAGUCCUGUCUCACCUGUGAGGCCUCCUACUGUCAGACUCACCUGCAGCCUCACUAUGAAGGAGACACCCUGAUGCACCACAAGCUGGUUGAUCCUGAUAGAAAUCUGAAAGGGAAACAUGAUGGUCAUGAAAAGGUCAAGCUGAAGAUGGAAAGAGAAGAAAAACAGAAACAGCUGGGGGCGACACUGAGUGAAAUCAGGAGGAGACUUGAGAAGAAAGAGAAGAAAAUGAAGGAGAUGAGGAGGACAAGAGAACAGAUUCCGAUCUCUGUGGAAAGAGUGAUGGAGGAACAUAAGAAGAGCUUCACUGAUCUGAAACAGUGCAUUGAGGAAGCCCAAGAGAAACUGACUGAAAAGAUAAGAGAACAAGAAAAGAGAGAAACAGAGAAGGCUGAAGGAGUCAAGAAGCAACUGAAGAAGUUUUCAGAGACCAAGGACCAUCUGUACUUCCUGAAGACUUUCCCAUCUCGCUGUGUCCUUCCUGCUGAUGAAGACUCGAUCAGCUUGACUGUCACUGCUGAUUUCUCUUCUAAGGACCUACUAAAGGAGCUGUCAGGUUUGAAAAAGUGUCUGAAGAAGAUCAGCCAGUGGGACAUCCUGCCUUUGACUCCAUCAGGUCGUGAAGCUCCAAUCUUCACCCUACUGGCUCCUGAACCUCAGAGCAGAGAGGAGUUUUUACAAUACUUUUGUCUCCUCACACUGGACAUCAACACAGCACACAGAGUCCUUCGUCUGACUGAUGGGAACAAGAAGGUGACAUGUGAGUGGACAGAAGCUGAAUAUCCUGAUCAUCCUGACAGAUUUGACCGCUGGCCUCAAGUUCUGUGCAGAGAGGCUCUGACUGGGACUCGCUGUUACUGGGAGGUGGAGUGCAGUGGAGGUGACCUGAUGAUUGGAGUUGCAUAUAAAGGACUGAGAAGGAAAGGGAGGGGUGUGGAGUGCACCCUGGGAUACAACAACAAGUCCUGGUGUUUUCGGUGGUCUCAUUCCCAGUACUUUGUGUGUCACAAUAACAAUCAGACUGUAAUCAGUGCCCCCUACAGCCCCAGAAUAGGUGUGUAUCUGGACUGGCCUGCUGGCUCUCUGUCAUUUUAUAGCGUCUCACACACAAUGACCCUCCUGCACAGGUUCAACACCUCCUUCACUGAGCCCCUCUGUCCAGGGUUUGGGUUUGGUCCUGACUGCAGUGUAACAAUCUGCCAUCUGACACCAUGUGACCACUGACCAGCACCCUCCACCGGUCACUUGAUGUCCCCACAAGCUCUGGUCCUCUUUGUGUUUGUAGUUUAAGGUGAAAUUAAAUUUACACAAUGGGUGGGUUUGGACGGCAGCACCUCUGAGAUUGAAUUUAUGGAUGAGAAUGCGGGGCGAGUGCAAUUGUCAGGGUCUCCAUUAUUAUUGAGUCUGAGUAGCCAUUCAGGUGUGUGUGUCAUAGUGAGGGGUGAUGACACCUCAGACCUACAAAUACCAGUCUGACCAGUAGGGGUCACUGUUGAUUCACAGCCACAUGUCCUUCAGUCUGACACCCCAACAACUACUGAGGCCCCCAAGUGUCUCUGAAUUUCACCUGUUUAGUACGACAGACAUGUGGUUCUGCUGGACCAGCACAACUGAAAGGCGCUAUACAGACUCAGUAUGGAGAGCUCUUGAAUAGUGACUAUACCGUGGUGCUUGAAAGUU
Polypterus senegalus (gray bichir) is the source of this 2071-nucleotide messenger RNA. RefSeq names its product tripartite motif-containing protein 16-like. Bases 71 to 1615 code for a protein of 514 amino acids. Gene Ontology annotation, molecular function: protein binding. The record is from RefSeq and is a predicted model, not a curated record. The transcript is spliced from 7 exons. NCBI's taxonomy places the organism in Eukaryota, Metazoa, Chordata, Cladistia, Polypteriformes, Polypteridae.